AUGGCAACGAAACCGUUGAAUCCUUUAGUGCAGUGGGCACAACGUGAGCAGUUGCUGUUUCUAACGAUCGAGGUCGAUAAAGUGGAAGCACUCGACAUCACCGCUAAAAACCUGCAUGUUAAGGGCAAAUAUGCUGGCGCGGAGACACAGUAUGAAGCAACGAUUGAGUUCUACGCUGAUAUCAAGACGGAUUACCGCAAAAGUGCGAGUGGUCGGAAUUUGGAACUGGUUAUUAAUAAAGAGGCUGCUGGUUGGUGGCCUCGACUGCUGAAGGGUACCGGAAAGGUUGCUUGGGUAAAAGUGGAUUUCAAUAAGUGGAAAGACGAAGAUGAUGAAGAGGAGGAUUUGGACGCCGGUGGACCGGGAGGGUUCGAUUUUAAUAAGUAUAUGGCGAAUAUGGGCGGAGAUCAGGGGGGUAUGGCUGGUGGAGCGCCAAAUUUGGACGAUUUCGAUGAUGAAGACGAAGAUACUGAAGAUAUGCCAGAUCUCGAGGAUACUGAGGACGAGAAGAAAGUGGAAGACGAGAAGAAAGCGGAAAAAAGCGCGGAAGUUGGUAAGGAUAAGGAGAAUGCAGAGAAUGGACAUGCGGAACCUAAGGCCGGAACUGCGAGUGGGGAUGGUGCCCAGGAGGUGCCUCAAGAGGCUGCAUAA
This is a messenger RNA of Anisakis simplex (herring worm), 651 nucleotides long. The record is from the annotation of a GenBank genome assembly. Lineage: Eukaryota; Metazoa; Nematoda; Chromadorea; Rhabditida; Anisakidae.